Messenger RNA from Trichoplax adhaerens, 2034 nucleotides. RefSeq lists its product as uncharacterized. The coding region runs from base 1 to 2034 and encodes 677 amino acids. The record is from RefSeq and is a predicted model, not a curated record. Gene Ontology annotation, molecular function: cysteine-type deubiquitinase activity. NCBI's taxonomy places the organism in Eukaryota, Metazoa, Placozoa, Uniplacotomia, Trichoplacea, Trichoplacidae. Gene Ontology annotation, biological process: protein deubiquitination. The transcript has 12 exons.
AUGGAAAGUGGCUGUUCUACUCUAUCGAGCAAAGGCCUAGACAAUCAACCCGGUGAAAAUAAUUGCUUUCUCAACUCAGUUAUUCAGGCAUUAUGGCAUAUUGAUAUCUUUCGUGAUAGCCUUCACAAUUUAAAAGACGAUAGACAAAAAUCAAAUAAUAUUAUCGAAGCUUUACAGGUCAUUUUUGAUAAUUAUAAAUACUGCGAUUUUCAAGUCUUAAAGCCUGAUUACUUAAGAAGAGUACUGGCUAAGCUUAAUGUUGAUCGCUUUCAACUGGGUCAAACAAAUGAUGCCGUAGAGUGUUAUGAAUAUAUCCUAGAUAAAAUACAUGAACACUCAACUACAGAUGUUGAUAGCGCAACAUGUGAGGAUGAUGGCUGUAUUACUCACAAGAAGUUUACUCUUACAUUGAUAAAUCAUCGUAUCUGUCCCUAUUGUGAGGCUACCUCGGAGCCUGAACCAUUGAGAAUACCUUUGCUUUAUCUUAAUGUUUCCGAACUUGUAAAUGAGAUUUACAUACCGUCAGGUCGUGAUAAUGAUUUUAGAAACAUUACAUUCGGUAAAAUGCUUCGAUCUGUUUUAGCUACCAAAGAAUCAUGCCCUGGAAAUUGUAGAAACAUCAUUAAAAGUGAAUGCUAUCUUACAAAUUGCCCUGAAAUUGUUAGUAUUGGUUUUUCAUGGUCGACAAAGUCAGCACCAAGAUCUACCAUUCAAUCGUUACUCUAUGUCAUCCAAACACGCAUUUCUUUAAAUGAUGUAUUCUCAAAGGUUCUUGACGAAAAUGCAGCCCAAACCACGAUCGAUCUUAAUACCAUGGUAGUUUAUUAUGGCAUGCAUUAUGCCACAUUCUGUCAUCAUACGAGAUACAAGAAAUGGAUAUUAUGUGAUGAUGCACAUAUACGAGAUGUUGGUCAAACCUUUGAGGAUGUAAUUCAAAGUUGCAUUCGUAAUUGCUAUCAACCAGUGCUACUGAUUUAUACCAAUUCAUCUGGAAAGCCAAUGGAUCCAAUACCGUCAACAUCUGAUACCGAUCAGUUAGUUAGUGAGAAUCGUAGGGUGAAUGAAGUAGUAACUGGUCAAUUAAUUGAUCUCGAAGAUUCUACUAGUACUGGAAGUAUUCCAAAAUCAGACUCUCGCUCAUAUAUCGAAUCCCAAAGCAACUAUGGCGAUAGCUAUGAUGGCGUAGAUAUAUUGCAAACUUCACGAGUUUCGAAAGGUGGUAGCACGUCAUCUACAAUCACUCGAUCUCGAGAACCAUAUGAAGCUGAUGAUGACUUAGCCAAUACUGUAACUAGGCUACAGCAAUGGUCUGUUACAGGUAAAAUUUCAAAGGGUCAGCAGAUGAUAAAUCGGGACAUAUCUAACAAAUUAGGUGUACAAGCAACCCAAACUAAUCCUUUACCAUCGAAUGCUUGGACUGACUCACAUAUUAGAAAACUACCAUCAAACUAUAAGUAUUAUGACAAAAAUUCAUCGUAUGGUCGACAGUUUUCAGGAUCAGAUGCAACCUCUAAUUCUUCCGGUAGAUCCGACGAUGGUUUGAGUUUUGUUACGGCACCUGCAUCCUACAAUCAUCACAGAACUACGGAAGAUUCUUCUAAUUCCGAAAUAACUGACCCAAGGCAUCCUGUUAGCUCUCCUAAGUACCAUAGCGUUUAUACAGCAAAAGUAAAUAACGAAGACGAAUACAGUCAGAAAAUGACUCGUACGAAUUAUGGCGAGAGAUCUAACGUGCUUGCAGGCCAUCAUUAUCAAAGGAAAGAUCCAGUUCAAGUUAACGAUAAUCCUAGAUCGAGUAACCAGAUCAAUCAAUUUGCUACAAUUAGCAAACGAAAUCAUAGUUUAGAUAGUUGUGUUAUUGCGGCAUCUUGUGGCCAACUAGACCAGGCUAGAACCCUUUGUAAUAGUGCACUGGAUUUUUAUUGUAGAUCACGUUCACUAGACGACCUUGAUAAGCAUUUACAUGAGCACGCUGAUGAAUUGAUGUGCUGCUGCUCUGACGUGAAAGCAAAGUUGGAUGAACUAUCAAAAUAG